AUGUCAAGGCUGUUACGGAGAUUCUUUUCAUCCUAUCAUACACGAUUAUUUGGAUGUGGAUUUAAUGGACAUUAUCAACUCUUUUUGAAUGAUAAUAUUAAUAGGAAUGUAUUUACAGCUUCUGAUGCAAUCUUGUUUUCCGAUCGGGAAGAACGGAUCAAGAUGAUUGAUGCUGGAGAGAAGCAUGCGUUUGUUUUAACCAAUAAGGGAAGACUAUUCGGUAUUGGAUGUAACGAUGUAGGACAGGUUGGAGUUGGAAAUGUCACCUCCUUCUUAGUUAAUAUUCCAGAAGGAUCCACUAGUAAGCAAAUGAUGGAGAAAGUGACUUCGAGUACUCAUAUUGACAUUGAUCACAUAUUGAACCCUCCUGGAACAACAGAAAGAGACUAUAUCACUGUUGUAGCAUGUGGAAGAGAUUUCAGUUUUAUAGCCACCAAGCAAGGAAAGUUGUACAGUUGUGGCUCAAAUUUAUAUGGUAAUUUAGGACUCGAUCUUAGAACAAAAAACAAGACUUAUUUCACAAGAGUUAACUUCCCAAAACAUGCAAAAAUUGCAAACAUUUCAUGUGGAGCUUAUCAUACGAUCAUUCUGACUGAGGACCAUCAUAUUUACGGAAUGGGUCUUAAUAUUUUCGGACAAUUAGGUUUCAAUCCAAAAGAAAUGGAAAAACGAAUCCAACAAGAAAAUUAUUUUCAAUCCAAAGGAGAGCAGCUUGACUUUAGUUAUGUGUCAAAACCCAUUCGACUUGAUUGUUUCGACCAUUUAGCCUAUGAAGGAGACUAUAUAGCAGAAGUAGCUACAGGUGCUUGUCACACUGUUUUUUUAACAAAGAGUGGAAAAGUUUAUGUCUGUGGAUUAAAUAUACAUGGAGAAAUUGGGCUUGGAAAAGAUGUUCGUUGUUCGUACACUCCAGUGAAUCCUAUUUUUUUGCAUCCCAUGCCAUACAUGGAUGACAUACCAGUCGUGAAAUGGAUCUCUGCAGGUCUAGAUCAUACGAUUCUAGUUACCGAGUCUGGAGAGGCUUAUGCAUGCGGAAAAAACGAAGAUGGCCAACUUGGACUUGGAGAUUACAAGAAUCGAUAUGAAUUUAACAUGAUUGAGAAGUUUGAACAAAAGAAUAUUCGAGUUCUGCAGGCCACUUGCGGCAUGUCCCACACGUAUUUUACGACCACGUCCUUAGAUGGUUCGUCCAAACAAGAUUUUUAUGCUACAGGUUGCAAUACAUUUGGCAACUUAGGUUUAGGCCAUUUCUACACGGUCAAUGAACCAAAACUCUUGAGUGGAGUAGCAAAAGCAAAGGAAGGUAUUCGAUGGCAAGUAUUCUGCAGUUCUCAUAGCAACACCACCUAUCUCGUUCAAAUCAAGGAAAAGAGUUUGCUGAAACGGAUAAGGGACAGUUUAUUUAUGGGAGCUUAA
Naegleria fowleri is the source of this 1416-nucleotide messenger RNA. RefSeq lists its product as uncharacterized. Bases 1 to 1416 code for a protein of 471 amino acids. NCBI's taxonomy places the organism in Eukaryota, Heterolobosea, Eutetramitea, Acrasida, Naegleriidae. The transcript is spliced from 7 exons. The record is from RefSeq and is a predicted model, not a curated record.